CGUUGCCAAGAGCCUUGGCGUCGCCUACGCGUAAUGGUAAUUUCUUGGCUCGUGGGCACAGUUGCCCGAACUUUAGAAGUUAGGGAUUGCACCAUGUCUAAAAAGAAUGCAGUUGCUUACAUCAAACCUCCAGAACCGGCAUUUUUGACCGCCUUUAAGAAGCAGGCGGGGUUUAAGGAAAGUCCAUCGGUAGAUACAAAGCGGGAGGAGCUCGGCUUCGAUGACGAUCAGGCAGACAAGGACGACGAGAGGCCCACAGUGGUCGUACUCGAGCCAGGCCACCUGACCGAGCAGGAGGUGGCUGCUGCAAAAGAACUUGGUGCUGAAGAGAUCCCUGAAUCAGAAGAACCUCCCGUCGAUGGCAGGAUCCGUUUCAAGAAACCGAAGAAGAGGCAAAAUGAAGAGUCGGAGGGUGGCCAGCAAAAGAAGAAAGCUAGUUCGUCCAAGAAAGUGAAGAAUAGCUCGUUGUUAUCGUUCAAUGAGGACGAAGAGGACGGGUAGCUAAUGUUUUUGCCACCAUCCGCAUCGACCGAUUACUUCGACGGUGGUUUCUUGAUGCCAUUUCACAAUUAUCGCCCAUCAUGUUACCAUCGGUCAUACAUUUCACCUGAAAUACACGUAUGUCGAGAA
This is a messenger RNA of Pollicipes pollicipes, 630 nucleotides long. RefSeq lists its product as uncharacterized. NCBI's taxonomy places the organism in Eukaryota, Metazoa, Arthropoda, Thecostraca, Pollicipedomorpha, Pollicipedidae. The coding region runs from base 34 to 501 and encodes 155 amino acids. The transcript has 3 exons. The record is from RefSeq and is a predicted model, not a curated record.